AUGUCUCUUCAAACCUACGUUGACAAAAAGGUCCUGGUCAUCACAGUCGACGGUCGGACCCUCGUCGGAACCCUCCUAUCCUGCGACCAGGUCACCAAUAUUGUCUUGAACGACACGGUCGAGCGCAUCAUCCGGCCCACCGACGACCCUGAGCCGAGCUCCCAAGUCAGUCAUGGCUUGUAUCUUGUGCGGGGAGACAACAUCACGAUUGUGGGACUUGUGGACGAAGAGCUUGACAGCAGCAUCGACUGGGAAAAAGUGAGAGGGGAGGUCAUUGGGACUACGAAACAUGGGUGA
This is a messenger RNA of Capronia epimyces CBS 606.96, 297 nucleotides long. RefSeq lists its product as uncharacterized. The transcript is spliced from 2 exons. Gene Ontology annotation, biological process: mRNA splicing, via spliceosome. NCBI's taxonomy places the organism in Eukaryota, Fungi, Ascomycota, Eurotiomycetes, Chaetothyriales, Herpotrichiellaceae. Gene Ontology annotation, cellular component: U4/U6 x U5 tri-snRNP complex; U6 snRNP; precatalytic spliceosome. Gene Ontology annotation, molecular function: RNA binding. The record is from RefSeq and is a predicted model, not a curated record. Bases 1 to 297 code for a protein of 98 amino acids.